AAAUUAGAAAUUAUCUCUACUGACAAGAGGAAGUGAAGGCUGGAGAAGUUUAAGAGUGGGUAGAAAAGGGACAUAAGAAGGGGCCAGAGAAAUUUCAAAGUUUUUGCUGCAAAGGGGAAAAGAGAGACAUGCAUGUCACAGACCUGGGGUCAGGAAUUGGUUUACAGGGCUGGUGAUGUAGUUCAAUGGAUAAAAGCACCUUCCACCAUGCUGACCUGAUGACCUACAUGAUAAACAGAGAGAAACAAACUCUACAAGUUAUCCACAUAUACACAGAAACAAAUAAGUGGAAAAUUAUGCUGGACCUGUAAGUCCAGUGCUAGGAAGGAUGGGGCAGGUUUUGGAGUUCAAGGUCUGCCAAGGCUACAUCAUAAGAACCUUUCAAGAGAAAAGAAGAAUAGAUUUAUAGUUAUUAAAAUAUGUUUUUAAAUGAGCAUACAGAAUAAUGGGUUUCAUUGUGGCAUCUUUGUAGCCAUAUGUCAGUUUGUAGUUUUCUUACAGGAGAAAAAGUAUAACUCAUUUGUAACUUGGUGUGACUAGGCCCUUAGAGACUGGGGGAUAACUGGCAGGGGAAGCCAUGCAGGUGUGGUAGCCUUGCCUAUAAUUCUAGCUCUUAAGAACAGGAGCAUUGCUGUGAGUUUGAAGCCAUCCCUGGCUACAUAGUGAGUUCUAGGCAACCGUUAGCUACAAAGAAUCUCAAAGUAAAAGAAGGGGUGAACAUAGCUGGUGUGCUGUCCCUGUGCAGACAAGACAGAGCGGGUAGUAGCUGGCAGAGGGGUAAAGAGGCAUGUGAUAGUUCAUUUAUAGUAGCUGUAGGAAGACUCAGCCAUGUGGGUGAAGAUGCUGGUGGCAGGCAGGGUGGCAUGGCAGUGGGUGGACUCUCUCUUCUGGUUGCUUCAGUUUUGUCAGCAAGUGGGAAACCAGGUCACUGGCUAAGUGAGCGAGGAUGGGAGGAGGCUGAUGCUUUGAGGGGAGAGGACUGGAUCUUCUGUGUAGCCGAACUGGGGAGAGAAAGCCUUGGGUGCUCAGUGGGGUUAGUGGGCGGUGGUAAAGAUCUGAGGUUUGAGGCCAUGUGUGUUGAAAUGGAGACUGGUUAGCUGGGUUGUGUGGCUGUGUGCUACUGGGAGAGUGUAUAAGGGUUACACAGAGUUGGGUUUAGACAGGGCUGCAGUUCUGCAAAUUAGCAUAUUAAAGUCAGAGUGGUGCUUAGACAGGAGACUGCAUUUCUCCCUGACAGAAGAGGGCACAGAACAUGUGGAGAGAAUGUAAGGCACUAGGCACAAGGCAGGAUGGUUCACUGUUGGACAAUGACCCAUCCACCUCCACACCCUCUUGUUAAAGCUUGCAGGGUCAGGAUUUGAAGGAACUAAACAACAAACAAACAAACAAAACCAAUUUUGUUGUUGUUUGAGAUAAAAUUUCUCUGAGCUUAUUCUGUUCUGGCUCUCACUCACUCUAUAGCUGGUUGGCCUUAAUCUCAGACUCACCAGCACACCCAACUAAAACAGUUCUUUUUAUUUUGAUUUGUUUGUUUGCUUCUCCUACAGCCCAGGCUAACCUUGCACUCUCUGUGUAGAGGUGGCUGGCUUUGAUCUGCUAUCCUCCUGCCUCAGCCUCCCAAGCGCUAAGACUGCAGUCAUGGAUCACCACAUCACCACUGUUUUAUUACUAUUUUUAAUGAGAUAAGAUUUUAUGUCGUCCUGGCUGGCUUGAAGCCUACUUUGUAGACCGAGAUGAUCCUCCUGCUGGCCUGAGAACUAUGUGUCUGCCAUGCCUAGGGGUGUGCCAGGAAAGAAGUGUGGGACCAUACUGCUGACCGCCGAGGAGCUGAGCAACUGCAGGGACAUUGCCACCAUGCAGCUGUGUGCAAACAAGCUGGACAAAAAGGACUUCUUUGGGAAGUCAGACCCUUUCCUUGUGUUCUACAGGAGCAAUGAAGAUGGCACGUUCACCAUCUGCCACAAGACAGAGGUUGUGAAAAACACACUGAACCCAGUAUGGCAGCCCUUCAGCAUCCCUGUGCGGGCACUGUGCAACGGAGACUAUGACAGAACAGUGAAGAUCGACGUAUAUGACUGGGACCGAGAUGGAAGCCACGACUUCAUUGGCGAGUUCACAACCAGCUACCGGGAGCUGAGCAAGGCCCAGAAUCAGUUCACAGUGUACGAGGUACUUAACCCUCGGAAGAAAUGCAAGAAGAAGAAAUAUACCAACUCGGGGACCGUGACGCUCCUUUCCUUCUCUGUGGACUCAGAAUUCACUUUUGUGGAUUACAUCAAGGGAGGGACACAGCUGAACUUCACCGUAGCUAUUGACUUCACUGCUUCCAAUGGGAAUCCCCUGCAGCCUACGUCGCUGCACUACAUGAGUCCCUACCAGCUCAGCGCCUAUGCCAUGGCCCUCAAGGCAGUGGGAGAGAUCAUCCAGGACUACGACAGUGACAAGCUCUUCCCAGCCUAUGGUUUUGGGGCCAAGCUGCCCCCAGAGGGGCGGAUCUCCCACCAGUUCCCCCUGAACAAUAACGAUGAAGACCCCAACUGUGCAGGCAUUGAGGGUGUGCUAGAGAGUUACUUCCAGAGUCUGCGCACAGUGCAGCUCUAUGGGCCCACUUACUUUGCACCUGUCAUCAACCAGGUGGCCAGGGCUGCAGCCAAAAUCUCGGAUGGUUCCCAGUACUACGUUCUGCUCAUUAUCACUGACGGCGUCAUCUCCGACAUGACACAGACCAAAGAGGCCAUCGUCAGUGCCUCCUCACUGCCCAUGUCUAUCAUUAUUGUCGGGGUCGGACCUGCCAUGUUUGAGGCAAUGGAAGAGCUGGAUGGUGAUGAUGUACGUGUAUCCUCCAGGGGACGCUAUGCAGAGCGGGACAUCGUUCAGUUUGUCCCAUUCCGAGAUUAUGUUGACCGAUCGGGGAACCAGGUGCUGAGCAUGGCCCGACUGGCCAAGGAUGUACUAGCUGAGAUUCCUGAACAGUUGCUCUCCUAUAUGCGCACCAGGGACAUCCAGCCUCGACCUCCUCCCCCUGCGAGCCCCAACCCAACCCCAGCCCCAGAACAGCCCUGAGGACUUCACAUAGCCAAUGCUUAGCAGUCUGCUUACCUGUCUACCCACUGCUGGAAGUUAAAGGCACCUGGAGCUCUGAACCUGACCAGGAGGGCCAUCUAGGUUGAUCAGUGCUGGCUGACAAGCUUUUUGCCCCCUGACUUCAGAAAGGCUUGGCAUGAUCACCACCUACCGCCUCAUGACAACAAUAAAGCUCAUCUUACGCAG
Molecule: messenger RNA, 3270 nt
Organism: Mus musculus (house mouse)
Lineage: Eukaryota; Metazoa; Chordata; Mammalia; Rodentia; Muridae
Gene: Cpne9
Product: copine family member IX
Exons: 15
Coding region: 1771-3063 (430 amino acids)
Molecular function (GO): calcium-dependent phospholipid binding
Source: RefSeq, a predicted model, not a curated record